Vitis riparia (riverbank grape) is the source of this 2637-nucleotide messenger RNA. RefSeq names its product pentatricopeptide repeat-containing protein At1g43980, mitochondrial. NCBI's taxonomy places the organism in Eukaryota, Viridiplantae, Streptophyta, Magnoliopsida, Vitales, Vitaceae. Gene Ontology annotation, biological process: RNA modification. Gene Ontology annotation, molecular function: RNA binding; protein binding. The record is from RefSeq and is a predicted model, not a curated record. The coding region runs from base 160 to 2157 and encodes 665 amino acids. The transcript has a single exon.
AGGGUGUGAAGGCUUGAGCUCUGAAACGAAAGAAGUAACAAAGAUGAAGCAGCGGCAAAACCUUGUACUCCGUUUGAUUGCUGAGAAAAAAAGAGAAUGCGAUGAGAGAGACCACAAGUUCAUGGCCGCAAGACGGACGCUCUUGGAGUUCGAUAUGGUAUGGAUGCAUUAAUCAGAGUUUUAUACGAGGAAAAACUUGUAUAUCUCUGCCAUAGCAUUCGUAUGCAACCAUUUCUCAAGAAAGCUCAUGGGCCUCUCGCAACCUCACUCUCCUAUUAUUCUAACCUCAUAGAACAUUGUUUCUUGCUGAAAUCCUUAGACUAUGCUAAAUUCGUCCAUGCCCAGUUGAUUAAAGUCGGCUUCAAUACCCAUACUUUUCUGGGUAAUCGCUGCCUCGAUCUGUACUCCCAACUCGGCACCGGUAAUGACUCUUUGCGAGUGUUUGAGGACAUAAUUGACAAGAAUUUAAUAUCUUGGAACAUUUUCUUAAAAGCUUUUGUUAGAUUUGGAGAGCUCGACAGGGCGCGUGAUGUGUUCGACGAAAUACCCAAACGAGAUGUUGUUAGUUGGAACACAAUGAUUUCGGGAUAUGUUUCAUUUGGGUUAUUUGAUGACGCGUUCAGAUUUUUCUCAGAAAUGCAAAAGGCUGGCAUAAGGCCUAGUGGGUUCACAUAUUCGACCCUGUUGUCAUUUGUCUCAUCUGCUUGUCGUGGUAAGCAAAUUCAUGCAAGCAUGAUCCGAAAUGGUGUGGACUUAUCAAAUGUGGUGGUUGGGAAUUCUUUGAUUGGCAUGUAUGGAAAGUUUGGUGUUGUUGAUUAUGCUUUUGGCGUGUUUAUAACAAUGGAAGAGUUGGAUAUUAUUUCUUGGAACUCCUUGAUUUGGAGCUGUGGUAAAUCAGGCUACCAAAACUUGGCAUUACGACAGUUUGUUUUGAUGAGGUCUGUAGGUUAUUCACCUGAUCAAUUUACAGUAUCCACAGUGAUCACUGUAUGUUCUAACUUGCAAGAUUUGGAAAAGGGUGAACAAAUUUUUGCUCUCUGCAUUAGGGUGGGAUUUCUUUCUAAUAGCAUUGUUUCAAGUGCCAGUAUUGACCUGUUUUCAAAAUGCAACAGAUUGGAGGAUUCAGUCCGGGUCUUUGAAGAAAUAUAUCAAUGGGAUUCAGUGCUUUGCAAUGCCAUGAUUUCAAGCUAUGCAUGGCAUGGUUUUGGAGAGAAUGCUUUGCAACUUUUUGUACUGACCUUGAGGGAGAACCUCAGGCCCACUGAAUUCACGCUCAGCAUUGUUCUGAGUGCUGUUUCCAUUCUCCUUCCAGUGGAUCAGGGGAGUCAAAUCCAUUCUUUGGUUGUCAAAUCUGGUUUGGAGUCAGAUGUGAUUGUUGCAAGUUCACUUGUGGAAAUGUAUGCUAAAUUUGGGUUAAUUGACUCUGCCAUGAAAACCUUUGCCAAGAUUGGAGCCAGAGAUUUGAUAUCUUGGAAUACCAUGAUUAUGGGCUUAGCUUAUAAUGGGAGAGUGAGUAAAGCCCUAGAAAUUUUUAAAGAACUUCUCAUAGGAGGUCCACCACCUGAUGAAAUUACCCUAGCUGGGGUUUUAUUAGCUUGCAAUGUCGGGGGUCUUGUUGAUGAAGGGCUGAGUAUAUUCUCCUCAAUGGAAAAGGAAUAUGGAGUCAUACCAGCAAUUGAGCAUUAUGCUUGCAUUGUGGACAUGAUGAGUCGAGGUGGUAAACUUAAAGAAGCAAUGGAUAUUGUAGAAUUAAUGCCUCAUGAACCCAGUGGUUUGAUUUGGGGAUCACUACUUUGUGCUUGUGAAAUUUAUGGAGACUUGAGAUUCACUGAGAGAGUUGCAGAGAGGGUUAUGGAGUUGGAACCACAGUCGUCUUUACCUUAUUUGGUUUUAGCUCAGGCAUAUGAGAUGAGGGGCAGAUGGGAGAGCCUGGUUAGGGUCAGGAGGGCUAUGAAAGAGAAAGGUGUUAGGAAGGUGAUUGGAUGCAGUUGGAUUGGGAUAAAAAACCAUGUUUUUGUUUUUAAGGAAAAUCAAUUAUUGCACAUCGGAGGCAAAGACAUCUAUUUUAUUCUGAGAUUACUGAUUCAGGAGAUCGAGGAUGACGGGUAUGCCUCUCGACAGUAUGAUAAAGUGAGGGCUGUGGGAGAGCUAGGAUGAAGUGAACCAUGAUGAAAGUUCAUCAUGCUAAGGUCAAUUUAUGAUCAGUAAAUCUUGUUUAUUUUCAUCUUAAAAAGGCAAAGCUGCUGAUUAUGGAAUACCAGGACUAGGCAUAUCGCUGUGCUCGUCUAAACUUGUGCUGGUGUCUAUCUUGAACUGAUAUGCUGACCUAUCAUCUGUUCUGCUAUGGUCAUCUUCUUGGUUGAAUUUGUCUAUCUAAUGUUUGUCUUGGUACUUCCAAACCUCUCCAUAGAUGAAGGACCGUAAAUGGAAUUGGUCAAAUGCUCAAAAGUGACCGUGCUUGGGAAGAUGUUGCUACUUUUGAGCAUGGAAAAAUUGCAAUCCCAGUAUGUUGCAUGGCUCAAUCUGGUAGACUAAUGUUAAAUUUUCUGUCACUUAGCAUACAAUAGAAAGGAUGUUGUAAAUUGUGUGGCGCUGAUAAUAAAACUCUUUUGGUUGAUAACUAGUUUCACUGGCUCA